AAAAGGGACUAUCCUGGCCAAAAUGGGACAUAUGGUCCCCCUACCAGUUGCGGCUCUACCCACUAGCCUAAAAUAAAGUGUCAGGGCAAACACUGUUUGUCCACAAGAAGAAGACAGCUUGUAUAAGGGGAACGAAUUCAGUGCAGCACAGCCCUGCAGCAGCAGCUAUAGAAGCCGUCAGUGGACUCUGGUGUGUCCGAUGAACCUCCACUUGCUCACAAACAUACACCGUCUCUCGAUAUUUUCCUGUGGACAUUUUAACCCGGUGAUGUCAGAUAUCAGAGACUUGCCACCUUCGAUUCACUUGGAACCACACGUUUCUCUAUGGCUGAAGCAGAAAAUCAGAAACAACUUCUCAGGCUGAUUCAAGAAGGCAGGCUAGACGUUUUCAAAGAGGAGUUGCAGAGAGACAAGGAAAUGAGCAAGGAAGUGAGGCGGAAACACUAUGGGAAAUCUGGGGACACGCUACUGCACUAUGCAGCCAGGCAUGGUCACCUGAAUGUUCUGACCCAUUUAGUAGAAGCCUUGGAAAUGGACAUCGAGAUGUUUAAUAAUGACUACAAAAGGCCCCUCCACGAAGCAGCUUCCAUGGGUCACAGGGACUGCAUGUUGUAUCUGCUGGAUAAAGGUGCAAGGAUAGACUGCUUGAAAAAGGCAGACUGGACUCCUCUCAUGAUGGCUUGCACCAGGAAGAACCUGGAGGUGAUUAAAGAUCUCAUUGAGCAUGGAGCAAACCCGUUGUUAAAGAACAAAGAUGGCUGGAAUUGCUUCCAUAUAGCAAGUCGAGAGGGUGAUCCCCAGAUCAUCCAGUACUUGCUCACUGUGUCUCCGAGCAGCUGGAACACAGAAAGCAAAAUAAAGAGAACUCCUCUGCACACGGCAGCAAUGCACGGCUGUUUUGACGUAGUGAAAGCACUUCUUGAGCGGUGCGCGUAUGAACCUGAUAGCAGGGACAAAUGCGGAGUGACUCCCUUUAUGGAUGCGAUACAGAACGGGCACAUCGACAUAGCCCAGCUGUUUCUAGAAAAGCAUGAGGCCUGUUAUACAGCUGCAGAUGCAGUAGGUGCUCAGCCGUUGCACCAGGCAGCAGUCACGGCCCAGGACGAAGCCAUCCGCUUCCUUGUCUCUGAUCUCGGUGUCCAUGUCAAUGAGAGAGCAACGUCAAUCCAACUCACGGCGCUACAUUACGCAGCCAAGGAAGGACAUACAAGUACCGUCCAAACGCUGUUGUCCCUCGGCGCUGAUCUACAUGCUAAAGACGGGAAAAGUCGAUCUGGUAAGGCCCUCUGGUAGGUUGGUUGGUUGUUGUUUCUAGAGCAUCAGUACUGCAGAGGGCAAUUUAAAAACAGGUAAGAAGACAGGAUCCCUGCCCCUGAAAGAUCACAGCACAGUGUGUUUAAUGCCUAAUCUGCAACCAGUGCCAGAUGUGUGACUUGUAAAUGAAUAGUAAGUGGAAUUUGGAUGCAAAGCUAGUCAGCGCAGUAAUUGCAUUGCGUUGGCAAUGUCAUCUGUGCACAAUAAUAAACGAGUCACCCUUCGGAUUAGUGUUUCUAAAAAUGAAAUGGUUUUCAACGCAGCCAAAACUGGCAACUCCUGGCUUCUCCGGAGUGAUCAGGUUGGUCUAAAUACUUGUUUUUAGAAUCCUCAUGAACGAUCCCCUAAUCAGCCAGUCAAUCAGUCAGUCUCUUUCUCUCUCCCACAUAUGCUCUCUCUCCCAGUCUACACAUAGAUCAGAUGUGUUCAGACUCUGUUACACUCACCUGCCCGGGUUACAGUGCAAGUGGUUCUGGUCACCUGUACAGCAGCAUUUUUUCCUCCAUGCCCUUGAGUCAGCCACUCUUGUUCAUCCACUCCUUGACGCCUUACUGUAUUAGUAUCGGGGCGUUCUGGCUUAAUCUGGACCUCUGUCCCACACUGGCUCAGCUGUUCGUGCUAGUGACCGAGGAUUGUGGGUGUCUGUCAUGUACUUUGGGGUAUCCUCCUGUACAGAGAGCUGUGAGGUGCUGAGUGUCUCUUGCAAGAUGCUGAACAUCCUCAACUCCCAGUUGAUUUGAGAGCAAGUGGAAGGUUCUUGGCGUCGAGCAGUAUUGGGCCAAGAAAGGAGGCAGGCAGACUGGCUAACCUAGCUAUCCGGACAAAGUGCAGACAGGACCUCCUACCAGUACAACAGCCAUGCUAGAACCCAGUUAAAGCCCGCUCAACACGCUGCAGGCUUGCUACGCUGCAAGACUGACACAUGGUCAGAGCGAUCCCUUGGGUUUGGCAAAUCGGGGUGACUGCUCCGGGCCCCACGCUUCAGUAUGCGUGUGGGAGGGGC
Molecule: messenger RNA, 2317 nt
Organism: Chrysemys picta bellii (western painted turtle)
Lineage: Eukaryota; Metazoa; Chordata; Testudines; Emydidae
Source: RefSeq, a predicted model, not a curated record